Molecule: messenger RNA, 1467 nt
Organism: Drosophila yakuba
Lineage: Eukaryota; Metazoa; Arthropoda; Insecta; Diptera; Drosophilidae
Exons: 3
Coding region: 106-1140 (344 amino acids)
Source: RefSeq, a predicted model, not a curated record
AAUCGAGUUGCACGUAUCGAGUUACUUGCGAGCUCGCGGUUUGCUUUGUUUUUUUUUUUUGAAUCUGUUCGGAAACUGAUCGGUCGAGGUUUUAAUCACUUGUUAAUGGCCAUGGACAACGCGAACUCAACUUUUGACAAGUCGGAGUUCGACUGGGACGCCAUCAACGUGGGUGACUACCAGUUGGAUCACUCCCAGAACUUUUUCGCAGCACGCGCCAACAAGGAGAACAACAGGGGCCUCAGCAAUGUAAACCCCCUCCAGCUAUGCCCCACGCCGCAGAAGAUCUGCCGGGAACAGCGCGAUGGUGACUUCGGUGGCAAGCUGGUUUGUGCUGAGGAUCUCAUAAAGGAGUCCCCUAAAUACGUAAUAGAAGCGCCCAAAGAUGCGCCCACAAUCGAAUCCAAAUUGGAGCCCCAAGAUAUGCCAAAAGUCGAGCCCAAAGCAGAGCUCCCAGUUGAGUACGACCCAGAGCCACAGGAUGACGCCAAACCAAUUGUUCCGCUCAACUGGGGCACGAAUGGGGACGAUGAUGAGAAGCACAUGACGGAGGCCGACCAGCACUUGAUCCACCAGGAUGCCCGUCAUCCAGCCGUCGGGGGCAAGCUGCGUCUAGAGUGGUCGCCCCUAAGCCACCGCGAGCUCGAGGGAGCCGGCGCCUCUGCCGCAUCCGCCACAACUACCGCCCCCAAGGCAUACCAAUUCAAGGACGUGUAUGAGAGCAAGCGGCAGCAGUUGAUGCGCAGGCGCAGCGAGGAGGAAAGCAAGGCGCGCCAGUUCCACAGCCGACCCAUGCCCAACUUCAGGGCCAUGCACAAGCGCAUGGGCGAGCUGGCGGUCAUCCACAAAAUCACAAUUCCACGGACGCCCGAGACGCUUAAGCACAGCCAGAUGAACGCGGAGCGGCGUCGCGAGGACGACCAGGCGCGACUGCACGCAGUCGGCACCCGAUCCAAACCAUUCCAUCUGCGCAGCGAGCAGCGCGUGCGCGACCGGCGCGAGUUCGACGCCGCCGUGCAGGCCAGCCUGGAGCAGAAGAAGAAGGAGCAAGACGAACAACGGAAGCGAUGCGAGCAGGAGGAGAUCAAGGAGCUGCGCAAGAUGACGGCAUUCAAGGCUCGUCCAAAUCCAUUUAAAUAGUGCUCGACGGAACCAAUCGACUACCCACGUUUGAUAGCCCUGUCCAAAUUUGAAUGAUGUGAAGUCGAUGCUACACAUAAUCGUGUUUAUACCGAUGCAUAGUUUUACCAGAUUAACACAAUUUUUGUCUCUUAACAUUAACAUUACUUUUACGCAUAUAUCGUCGUUCCCGUUUUUGGCGGAUAAGAACCUCUAAAAUCGUAUGUUUGGCGGGAGGAUAAAACUAUAUGGAUAUGUAUACACAAGAGCAAUUUGCAAUUGCUGUCAUUAACUGUUUUCUAUUUGUACAAAGCCGAAAAAAACAAUAAAUUAAUACUGUAAAUUGAA